Nannospalax galili (Upper Galilee mountains blind mole rat) is the source of this 1350-nucleotide messenger RNA. It is a transcript of the gene Lin7b, whose product is annotated as lin-7 homolog B, crumbs cell polarity complex component. Gene Ontology annotation, cellular component: basolateral plasma membrane; MPP7-DLG1-LIN7 complex; synapse. Bases 31 to 681 code for a protein of 216 amino acids. NCBI's taxonomy places the organism in Eukaryota, Metazoa, Chordata, Mammalia, Rodentia, Spalacidae. The transcript has 4 exons. The record is from RefSeq and is a predicted model, not a curated record. Gene Ontology annotation, molecular function: L27 domain binding. Gene Ontology annotation, biological process: maintenance of epithelial cell apical/basal polarity; neurotransmitter secretion; protein localization to basolateral plasma membrane.
CCGGGGCGGGCUGCUAGCGGCGGCGGAGAUAUGGCUGCGCUGGUGGAGCCGCUGGGUCUGGAGCGGGACGUGUCUCGGGCGGUGGAGCUCCUGGAGCGGCUGCAGCGCAGCGGGGAGCUGCCCCCGCAGAAACUGCAGGCGCUGCAGCGGGUCCUGCAGAGCCGCUUCUGCUCCGCCAUCCGCGAGGUGUAUGAGCAGCUCUAUGACACGCUGGACAUCACCGGCAGCGCAGAGGUGCGGGCUCACGCCACCGCCAAGGCCACAGUUGCUGCCUUCACAGCCAGUGAGGGCCAUGCACAUCCCAGGGUCGUGGAGCUGCCGAAGACAGAUGAGGGCUUGGGCUUCAACAUAAUGGGCGGCAAGGAACAGAACUCACCCAUCUAUAUCUCUCGGGUCAUCCCUGGAGGUGUGGCUGAUCGCCAUGGUGGCCUCAAGCGUGGGGACCAGCUGCUGUCUGUGAAUGGUGUGGUGAGUGGGGAGAAGGACAGGGUCUGUAGGGUAGCCUGGGCUGGUCACAUUUUUUCAACAAAAGGGAGCACAGCCUUUGUGGCCAGCCCUGGCACUGCUACAGACCUUGAGAGAAGCUGCCCAUGGUCCCAACUCUUAAGGACUCCAGACAGUCCAGAUCAGAACCAGUCCAGUGUAGAAGAGGGAAGUUUUUGCAAAAGGAGAAACAUUUGAAUUGGGUGUUGAAGGAUGAGUAAUUCUCCAGGCUAAGAGGGGCAGGGUGGUCCUGGUUGAGAGCAGGGCAAGGCUGUAACUCUGCACUCCCCUGAGGUAAGAAGAAACUUUGGGUGUGAGGUAAGAAGAAACUUUGGGUGUGAUGGAAGUCUGGGCCACACAGCUUUCUGAGGCUCCUGUGGUUUAGAACCCACUGCUGAGGAGGUGGUUUGGCGAAGGCAGGGAUGACUGGAGUAAAGAAGAGUAAUAGGUGUAGACAGUAGACAGACCUCUCCUGGACGGAGGGGGAUGGGAUAAGAAGCGAGCAACCCUGGUUCAUUGACUUGGGACUCUGAGCUAUCCUGACAUGGCAGGUUCUAGCAGGGGAUGCUGAGCCCAAAGUCGGUGACCCACGAAGAGGACUCAGCCUAGCGUCAGACUCACUAGGGCUUGGUCCCAUGUCCCGGUGGGGUGGGUUUGGGCAAUGUGGCCUGGGCCAGAGGUCUGUGUGAGGCCUGCCCCACAGAGUGUAGAGGGCGAGCACCACGAGAAGGCGGUGGAGCUGCUGAAGGCGGCCCAGGGCUCCGUGAAGCUGGUGGUGCGCUAUACCCCUCGGGUGCUGGAGGAGAUGGAAGCCCGUUUUGAGAAGAUGCGCUCUGCCCGCCGGCGCCAGCAGCAUCAUAGCUACUC